AAAGAUAAUUGCAUGUCAGGAAAAUGGGAAAGCCAGUGCGAGACUAGAUAUAUAUAUCAUUCUGAUAAUAUCUAUUAUAUAGUUGUCAUCCUUUGCAUCUUGACUUUGAAACAAUAGUUCAAGAGUGCAGGUCAGCGGUCGAUCGCUGACCCAUAGGUGUGACCUAUAUUCAAUUGAGGGACUUUGGUCGAAUUCCGGAGUGCUACCUGGCAAACAGGUAGUAAAGUAUACUUUAGUAACGUUGUCUGAUAGAGGCUUAGACAUUGUUAGCAUUAAAACUUCUGCAAAAAAAUAAAUAUAAAAGUUGAACAACAUGGGAAGAUUAGAUGGGAAGACAGUAGUUUUAACAGCAGCAGCUCAAGGUAUUGGUAGAGCAUCAGCUGAGGCUUUUGCAAGAGAAGGUGCCAGGGUUAUUGCUACUGACAUUAAUGUAGAAAAAUUAAAAGAAUUAGAUUCCAUUAAAGGAAUUGAAACUUAUAAACUAGAUGUAACUAAUAUGGCUGAAAUAGAAUCACUAGCUACAAAGAUAGAUAUUGUAGACGUGUUAUUUAACUGUGCAGGAUAUGUACACAAUGGCACUUUAUUAGAAACAGAUGAAAAAGGUUGGGAUAUGUCAUUUGAUAUUAAUGUCAAGAGUAUGUAUAGAAUGUGUAAAGCCUUUAUACCUAAAAUGAUAUCAAGAGGAGAACCAGCUUGUAUUAUAAAUAUGUCUUCUGUUGCUUCUAGUAUCAAAGGUGUUCCUAAUCGUUGUGUGUACAGUACAACAAAAGCUGCUGUGAUUGGUCUAACUAAAUCUAUAGCUGCUGAUUAUUGUGAGAAGAAAAUCCGUUGUAACUGUGUCUGUCCUGGCACUGUUGAUACACCAUCACUAACUGGUAGAAUUAAUGCCUUAGAGGAUCCAGAAAAGUCGUUGAAGGACUUCGUAGCUAGACAGAAAAUGGGGAGAUUUGCUUCCGCAGAUGAAAUAGCAAGUUUGGUAUUAUAUCUAGCUUCAGAUGAGUCUGUUUAUGUAACUGGACAACCAUUUAUCAUAGAUGGAGGAUGGAGUCUUUAAAUAUGGUACAAACUAUCAUUGCUAGUCCCAAUUAUAUGCAUAUUUAUUUACAGAAUGACAUUGUUAGUUGUAAAUUGCACUUGUAUUGUCCUGAAUGAACAAAAAAUUAUGAAUUGAAAGUAGUCAAUUUAAAAUUAUAAUAAGUAUAUACAUUAAAUAUAAAAUCAUACAUUGUUAAAGAAAAUAAAUGGUAUAAUUAAUUUUA
Patella vulgata (common limpet) is the source of this 1259-nucleotide messenger RNA. Its product is annotated as dehydrogenase/reductase SDR family member 6. Gene Ontology annotation, biological process: siderophore biosynthetic process. Gene Ontology annotation, molecular function: 3-hydroxybutyrate dehydrogenase activity. Gene Ontology annotation, cellular component: cytoplasm. The record is from RefSeq and is a predicted model, not a curated record. The coding region runs from base 314 to 1054 and encodes 246 amino acids. The transcript is spliced from 10 exons. NCBI's taxonomy places the organism in Eukaryota, Metazoa, Mollusca, Gastropoda, Patellidae.